Molecule: messenger RNA, 5790 nt
Organism: Tachyglossus aculeatus (Australian echidna)
Lineage: Eukaryota; Metazoa; Chordata; Mammalia; Monotremata; Tachyglossidae
Gene: ZSWIM8
Product: zinc finger SWIM-type containing 8
Exons: 26
Coding region: 162-5690 (1842 amino acids)
Cellular component (GO): Cul2-RING ubiquitin ligase complex
Molecular function (GO): zinc ion binding
Source: RefSeq, a predicted model, not a curated record
CCCUCAGAGCGUCGGGCCUCAAACCUGAGGCGGCCGCGACGUCCCGGGACGACGAGGAGGAGGAGGAGGAGGAGGAGGACGACGACGAAGAGGACGACGACGAAGAGGACGAGGAGGAGGAGGAGGGAGUCGGGGGUCCCGGGCCCCCGCCGUCGGGCCCCAUGGAGUUGAUGUUCGCCGAGUGGGAGGACGGGGAGCGGUUCUCGUUCGAAGACUCGGACCGCUUCGAGGAGGACUCGCUGUGCUCCUUCAUCUCCGAGGCCGAGAGCCUCUGCCAGAACUGGCGGGGAUGGCGCAAGCAGUCGGCGGGGCCCAACUCCCCCACGGGACCCGGGGGACCCGGACCCGCCGGAGGGACCGCCGGGGGACCCGAUGGACUGGUGAUCCCCCUGGUGGAGCUGUCAGCCAAGCAGGUGGCGUUCCAUAUCCCGUUUGAGGUGGUCGAGAAAGUUUACCCUCCCGUCCCCGAGCAGCUGCAACUCCGCAUCGCCUUCUGGAGUUUUCCCGAGAAUGAGGAGGACAUCCGGCUGUACUCGUGCCUGGCUAACGGCAGCGCAGAUGAGUUUCAGCGUGGGGAGCAGCUGUUUCGAAUGAGGGCCGUGAAGGACCCACUGCAGAUUGGGUUCCACCUGAGCGCCACAGUGGUGCCUCCGCAAAUGGUGCCUCCCAAAGGUGCCUACAACGUGGCUGUGAUGUUCGACCGUUGCCGAGUCACCUCCUGUAGCUGUACCUGUGGGGCCGGCGCCAAGUGGUGCACUCACGUCGUGGCGCUCUGCCUCUUCCGCAUCCAUAAUGCUUCCGCCGUCUGCCUGCGGGCUCCAGUUUCGGAGUCCUUGUCGCGGCUGCAGAGAGACCAGCUGCAGAAGUUUGCUCAGUACCUGAUCAGUGAACUCCCUCAGCAGAUCCUCCCUACUGCCCAACGUCUCCUGGACGAGCUCCUGUCCUCCCAGUCCACAGCCAUUAACACCGUCUGCGGAGCUCCGGACCCGACGGCGGGCCCUUCUGCCUCCGAUCAGAGCACCUGGUACCUGGACGAGUCCACCCUGAGUGACAACAUCAAGAAGACCCUGCACAAGUUCUGUGGCCCAUCCCCGGUUGUCUUCAGCGACGUGAACUCCAUGUACCUCUCGUCGACGGAGCCGCCGGCGGCGGCCGAGUGGGCCUGCCUGCUGAGGCCCCUCCGCGGCCGAGAGCCCGAGGGCGUCUGGAACCUGCUGUCCAUCGUGCGGGAGAUGUUCAAGAGACGGGACAGCAAUGCUGCCCCCCUGCUGGAGAUCCUCACUGACCAGUGCCUCACCUACGAACAGAUCACCGGUUGGUGGUACAGCGUCCGAACGUCCGCCUCGCACAGCAGCGCCAGCGGGCACACGGGCCGCAGCAACGGCCAGUCGGAAGUGGCCGCCCACGCCUGCGCCAGCAUGUGCGACGAGAUGGUCACGCUGUGGCGGCUGGCCGUGCUCGACCCGACACUCAACCCUCAGCGGCGCCGGGAUCUGUGUGGGCAGCUGCACCAGUGGCAGCUGAAGGUGAUAGAGAACGUGAAACGGGGGCAGCACAAGAAGGCGCCGGAGCGGCUGUUUCCCGGCUUCCGGCCGGCGGUGGAGGCGUGCUACUUCAGCUGGGAGGAGGCCUAUCCGCUGCCCGGAGUGACCUACAGCGGCAGCGACCGGAAGCUGGCCCUGUGCUGGGCCCGGGCCCUGCCGCCCCGUCCCCCUCGCCCGGGGGUCCCCGAGGGGCCGGGGGCCGAGUCCGGCCGGGCCCCCGACGGGGAGCGGCCCCAGGAGCCGGCCGUCCGGCCCAAGGAGCCGGGCGGGAAACGCAAGGGGCCGGCGGACGGCCCCCCGCAGCGCGCUCUGCGCCGCCUCUCCGCCGAAGCGGACAAGGCCGCCCACAAGCCGGGGGCGGGCGGCAGCAAGGCCAAGCUGCCGGGAGCGGGCAAGGGCCAGGGCGGGAGCAAGGGGCCCGGGGCCGGGGGCAAGCGGAGGCUGAGCAGCGAGGACAGUUCCCUGGAGCCGGACCUGGCGGAGAUGAGCCUGGACGACGGCUGCAGCCUGGCGCUGGGGGCGGAGGCCAGCAGCUUCGGAGGCUUCCCGGAUGGCCCCUGCGGGCCUCCAGCCUACCACGGUGGGCCCCCCGACCCCUCCGACGCCUACGAGGAGGAUGGGGGCGUCUACUUCUCCGAGGGACCCGAGCCCCCCGCCCCUCCAAGGCCAGCGGGGGAGCGGCCCGGCGGGGAAGAUGACGCCCCCUCCACGGACGAGAGCGGCGGCCCCAAAGCGGAAGAGGCAGCGGCCCCCGCGGGAGGGGAGGCCCGAGGGGCCGGGGGCCGGGCCGGGGAAGGGGCCGAGGAGGACGACGAUUACCGGGUCUACUACCUGAACCCCCAGGACGGGGGACCCGGAGGGGAAGGGGAGGGGAGGGCCGAGGGGGGAGCCGGCGAGGAGCAGGACCUCUUUGCGGGCCUCAAGCCGCUGGAGCAGGAGAGUCGGAUGGAGGUGCUGUUUGCUUGUGCCGAGGCCCUCCAUGCCCACGGCUACAGCGGCGAAGCCUCGCGCCUCACCGUGGAGCUGGCCCAGGACCUGCUGACCAACCCGCCCGACCUCAAGGUCGAGCCGCCCCCUGCCAAGGGCAAAAAGAACAAGGUGUCCACCAGCCGGCAGACCUGGGUGGCCACCAACACGCUGACCAAAGCUGCGUUCCUACUCACCGUGCUGGGAGAGCGGCCGGAACAUCACAACCUCGCGUUCCGCAUCGGCAUGUUCGCCCUGGAGCUGCAGCGGCCGCCGGCCUCCACCAAGGCCCUGGAGGUGAAGCUGGCCUACCAGGAGUCGGAAGUGGCCGCCCUGCUGAAAAAGAUCCCGCUGGGCGCCAGUGAGAUGAGCACGAUGCGUGGGCGGGCGGAGGAGCUACGGGAAGGGACGCUCUGCGACUACCGGCCUGUUCUGCCGCUCAUGCUGGCCAGCUUCAUCUUCGAUGUGCUCUGCACCCCCGUUGUGUCUCCGACAGGCUCUCGGCCCCCAAGCCGCAACUGGAACAAUGAGAUGCCCGGGGAUGAGGAAUUGGGAUUUGAAGCUGCGGUGGCUGCCCUGGGCAUGAAGACGACGGUCAGCGAGGCCGAGCACCCGCUGCUCUGUGAGGGGACCCGGCGGGAGAAAGGGGACCUGGCGUUGGCGUUGAUGAUCACCUACAAGGAUGAUCAAGCCAAGCUCAAAAAGAUUCUGGAUAAGCUCCUGGACCGGGAGAGCCAGACUCACAAGCCCCAGACCCUGAGCUCCUUCUACUCGUCCAGCCGCCCAACUGCCGGAUCGAGCCAGAAGUCCCCAUCCAAGCACGGAGCCCCGACGGCGGGCGGCGCCCUGCAGCCACUGCCCCCGAGCGCCUCGGCGGGGGCCCAGGCAGGGGGCGUGGCGGGAGCCGGACCGGGACCGGGACCGGGCCCGGGCCCGGGGGAAGGCUUCCCCGAAAAGAACGCACCCGAGAGCUCCCCGCGCUCCCCCUGCGAGGUGCCCCCCGCCGAGGUCACUGUGGUCCCGAAGCCAGAAGGGAAGGUCCCGAGUCGCCUGGCGCUCGGCAGCCGCGGAGGCUACAACGGGCGCGGCUGGGGGUCCCCGGGGCGACCCAAGAAGAAGCACACCGGCAUGGCCAGCAUUGACAGCAGCGCCCCGGAGACCACGUCCGACAGCUCCCCGACUCUGAGCCGGCGGCCCCUGCGGGGCGGCUGGGCCCCGACCUCCUGGGGCCGGGGCCAGGACAGCGACAGCAUCAGCAGCUCCUCCUCCGAUUCGCUGGGCUCCUCGUCCUCCAGCGGCAGCCGCCGCGCCAGUGCCAGCGGAGGAGCUCGGGCCAAGACGGCUGAAGUCAGCAGGUACAAGAGCCGCCGCCCUGAGAGCCACGCCCCCCAUGUUCCCAACCAGCCCUCCGAAGCCGCCGCACACUUCUACUUCGAGUUGGCCAAGACGGUGCUGAUCAAGGCCGGGGGCAACAGCAGCACGUCCAUCUUCACGCACCCCUCGUCCUCGGGGGGCCACCAGGGCCCCCACCGCAACCUGCACCUCUGCGCCUUCGAGAUCGGCCUCUACGCCCUCGGCCUCCACAACUUUGUCUCCCCGAACUGGCUGUCCCGCACCUAUUCUUCCCACGUCUCCUGGAUCACAGGCCAGGCCAUGGAGAUCGGCAGCGCGGCCCUGAACAUCCUGGUGGAAUGCUGGGACGGCCACCUGACCCCCCCCGAAGUCGCCUCCCUAGCCGACCGCGCCUCGCGGGCUCGGGACUCGAACAUGGUGCGGGCCGCCGCCGAGCUAGCCCUCAGCUGCCUGCCUCACGCCCACGCGCUGAACCCCAACGAGAUCCAGAGGGCCCUGGUGCAGUGCAAAGAGCAGGACAACCUGAUGCUGGAGAAAGCUUGCAUGGCUGUGGAGGAGGCAGCCAAGGGAGGGGGCGUGUAUCCCGAGGUGCUGUUCGAAGUGGCCCACCAGUGGUUCUGGCUGUACGAGCAGACGGUGGGCGGCAUGGCCGCCACCCGCGAGGGAGCCACGGGCUGCAGCGCUCCCGGAGCCCGGGGGGCCGGGGAGGCCGCCCGGGGCCUGUCCGAGGGCCGGGGGGCCCCCGUGGUCGAGCCGGUGACGGUGGCGGCCGCCGCGGUGACGGCCGCGGCCACGGUGGUGCCGGUCAUCUCGGUUGGGUCCGGUCUGUAUCCGGGGCCGAGCCUCGGGCACGGCCCCUCCCCCGGCCUGCAUCCCUACACCGCCCUGCAGACCCACCUGCCCUGCAGCGCCCAGUACCUGGGCCACCCCCUUCCCCAUAUGCCACGUCCUGCGGUCUUCCCCGUGCCCAGCUCUGCCUAUCCGCAGGGCGUGCACCCCGCUUUCUUAGGGGCUCAGUACCCCUAUUCGGUGACCCCGCCCUCCCUCACAGCCACGGCCGUGUCUUUUCCCGUGCCCUCCAUCACUCCGAUCGCGGUUCACCCCUACCACGCAGAGUCUGGCCUCCCGCUUCCCGCCAGCGUCACUCUUGGCAGUGUCCACGCCGCCUCCACCUUCCCCGCCAUUCAGGGGGCCUCCCUGCCCCCGCUGACGGCCCAGCCGAGCCCGUUGGUGAGCGGGGGGUUCCCCCCGCCCGAGGAGGAGACCCACAGCCAGCCCGUCAGCCCCCACAGCCUCCACCACCUGCACGCCGCCUACCGCGUCGGAAUGUUGGCGCUGGAGAUGCUGGGCCGGCGGGCACACAACGAUCAUCCCAACAACUUCUCCCGCAGCCCUCCCUACACGGAGGAUGUCAAGUGGCUGCUGGGACUGGCGGCCAAACUGGGAGUCAACUACGUGCACCAGUUCUGUCUGGGGGCAGCCAAGGGGGUGUUGAGCCCGUUCGUCCUGCAGGAGAUCGUCAUGGAGACGCUGCAACGGCUGAACCCGGCCCACGCCCACACCCACCUGCGCACCCCUGCCUUCCACCAGCUGGUUCAGCGCUGCCAACAGGCCUACAUGCAGUACAUCCACCACCGCCUAAUCCACCUGACCCCGGCUGAUUACGACGACUUUGUGAAUGCGAUCCGCAGCGCCCGCAGCGCGUUCUGCCUGACGCCCAUGGGCAUGAUGCAAUUCAAUGACAUCCUGCAGAACCUCAAGCGGAGCAAGCAGACGAAGGAGCUGUGGCAGCGGGUCUCCCUCGAGAUGACCACCUUUUCCCCCUGAACGGGACUGACGUUUCCCCUCCUACCAGGCUCCUCCCGUUCCUCCCCCGCCUCCAGCCCAAACCGCCGGACAUAGACGUUUCUUCCCCCGUUUCCCCCCU